This is a messenger RNA of Pecten maximus, 369 nucleotides long. Its product is annotated as keratin-associated protein 19-2-like. Lineage: Eukaryota; Metazoa; Mollusca; Bivalvia; Pectinida; Pectinidae. The transcript has 2 exons. Bases 1 to 369 code for a protein of 122 amino acids. The record is from RefSeq and is a predicted model, not a curated record.
AUGUUGAGGGAUACUCGUCUAGUUGAUGAAAAUACAGUCACGUUCAACAACGGAGUUUUGACCGCUGCUAAGUUUGCAGACAAGAAGGAUGUGUACUUUCUUACAACUAGUCAUGAUGCAAGUUAUCCCUGGUACGGAGGCUGGAACGAUGACGGCUGGGGAUGGGGAUCUGAUGACGGCGGCUAUUACCAGAGUGGAUUCGGCGGUAUGGUUGGUGGCAUGAAUAUGCCCGGGAUGAUGCCAUAUAUGGGCAUGGGCAUGGGCUAUGGAGGCUACAACAACUGGGGAUACAACUCGCCGAUGCCAUACGGACGCUGGGGAUGCGGCGGAUGGUGGGGAGGUGAUGACAACUGCGGAUUUGAUGGCUAA